AGGAGAAUACAGCGCCGUCUGCUGGUCAAGUGUCGUCUCUGCCGCUGUGUGCAGUAUAAUAUGUGUCAGCGUGCGAGCAGCUCUCACUCAGUCCCGGAGCAGCAUCCGCCGCGGCAGCAGCAGCUCGAGGAGCGCCACCGGGAUUGUGUUUCACAGAAGUUUCAAUCUGCGCUGCUUUGCUGAGCUUUUUUCCAUCUUUAAAUAGCGAACGCUCCAGAACCCUUCACGUGCAUGAUUGCUCCUCAAUAGACAUCUGACAGCUACCGUUGUUUUAACUCAGUUCAAUUGACAUUUCUCUGGAAAUUUACGAAAACCCAAGGAUUAUCCGCAUCCAGAAGCCAUUUGUCAGUUUAAUAUGGAAAAAUGUAAUUCUUCAUAUUCAUUACGACUGCAGGGAUCUUAAUGCAGAUGUUGUGGGAAGUUUAAUGCAGAUAUUGUGUGAUGGCAGGAUAUCACCAGCUUUGAGUGCUCAAACCUGAUUAAGUAACCAUGGCUUACACUGGAGCUCAGAAGGCUUUGAAGAGUGAUAAGUUAGAUGAAGCUCAAGCUCUGGCCAAAAGCUGUGCAGGCCGGCCGGACUUUCUCGCCUGUGAUGGACUGUCCAUCUGCGCGACACACAGCCACGGAAAGUGUUUCAAACUGCACUGGUGCUGCCAUUUGGGCUGGUGUCACUGUAAAUAUGUCUACCAGCCCAUGACCAAUGUCGCUCAGCUACCCAGCACACCUGUGCCGGCUGCUCCAUCUGACUGCACGGACACAGUCGAUCUGUCCAUCUCACUGACUGAACGAUUCCUCCGCAUCUCCCCCUGUUUCCUGCCUCCACCUUGUCCCGAAUCUCCCAAAUACUGCAACAUUGCCGAACUGUUCAUCGAUGACUACAUUGUCAAAUGCAUCAACGGCAAGAUGUGCUACGUUCAGCGGCCCCCAAUUCACACGGAGGCCCCUCACCCCGCCUCUCUGACACCACAGAAACCACACACUGAAGACAAGCAGACUGUUGAGGAGACUGUUAAAGGACCAAAAAUGGGCCACUGCUCUUCGCCCUCCAGCUCCGAAGACUCAGGGAUCAAUGCGUUGGGAGGACACUAUCUGGAGUCCUGUGAGGAAGAGUCUGAGGAAGAGGAUGAACUUAACAUCAAGGUAAUAAUCUCCUUUUACUCUGUCUGUACAGGUAAAUAUGUCUACCAGCCCAUGACCAAUGUCGCUCAGCUACCCAGCACACCUGUGCCGGCUGCUCCAUCUGACUGCACGGACACAGUCGAUCUGUCCAUCUCACUGACUGAACGAUUCCUCCGCAUCUCCCCCUGUUUCCUGCCUCCACCUUGUCCCGAAUCUCCCAAAUACUGCAACAUUGCCGAACUGUUCAUCGAUGACUACAUUGUCAAACGCAUCAACGGCAAGAUGUGCUACGUUCAGCGGCCCCCAAUUCACACGGAGGCCCCUCCCACCCCGCCUCAGAUAAAACCCGCCUCUCUGACACCACAGAAACCACACACUGAAGACAAGCAGACUGUUGAGGAGACUGUUAAAGGACCAAAAAUGGGCCACUGCUCUUCGCCCUCCAGCUCCGAAGACUCAGGGAUCAAUGCGUUGGGAGGACACUAUCUGGAGUCCUGUGAAGAAGAGUCUGAGGAAGAGGAUGAACUUAGCACAGAUGGACACUCCAGUCCAGGAAGUCUAUGGGACCAGGAUGAAUGCACCCUACUGUCCCCUUCCAAAUCCAUUGUGGAGAUUAUUGAAAAUAUUGAAACUACUGUGUGAUAUUUGUGUGAUCUCUCUCUCUCUUUGUCUGACCAGAUAAACUCAUUGUUAAAAUAAAUAUUGUAUGUAGAGGAAAAUGCUACAUCCAUAAAGACAGUGCUAUACUUUGCAUUUGUCUUUAAUCUCUACACUUAUUGUUACACCUAACAUUGUCCUGAAUUUGAUGUUGAUCGCAGUCCUUGAUUUUAAACCUGCACUAUGGAAGACUUUUUGGAUAGAAGUAAACCAAAUACCAUUAUUGAGCGAGAAUCAGAACUAUGUUCUUGGCUUACCUCAGUUCACUAUAGUAUGUCAUAGUGAACUCGGGGUAAUUUAUGCUAAAUAA
Molecule: messenger RNA, 2086 nt
Organism: Sinocyclocheilus rhinocerous
Lineage: Eukaryota; Metazoa; Chordata; Actinopteri; Cypriniformes; Cyprinidae
Product: UPF0524 protein C3orf70 homolog B-like
Biological process (GO): nervous system development
Source: RefSeq, a predicted model, not a curated record